GUGUGCCUCAGCAGCCUCUUAAUAAUAAAAGAGAUGAGGAAAUUAUCAACAGCAUUAGCAGCCUUAUAUUGUUCAUAACAGGGAGUCCCCCAGUGAAUGCAAACCAUGUAUAUUGUUUUAUGCAGUAUGUGUAUAAUUUUCUCCAUCCCUUCCCUACAUUGAGGAAUAACACAGGGGGAACACUCCCCACUCCAUUUUUAGGUCAACCCAUUGCAGAAAGUCUCCAAGGUUGGGAAGAUGUUCCUCAUCAGGAUUUGAAUUUUGUCCAAAAUGUAUUCCAAUUCAUUCCAGCAGAUGACCAAAAACUUGCUUAUGAUCAUUUCUUCCAAAAACUUGGUCGUGCCCCCAGAGUGCUGGAAUUCUCCCGGUUUCUUUUGAUCUUUCAAGGGCAGCUAUUCCUAGAAAAUGAAGAAUUCAGAGACACACUUGAUCGUCAUCUGAAAACUUUGGAACUGUUCGAACAAAUGCUGAGUUCGAAGGAGACCAUGAUUCAGGUGCUAGGUCAAUGCAACAAUGAAAACAUGAAAGAAGUGGAUAAUUUGCAGAGUCAGAAGAGAAACCUGGAGAGUAUCAUAACCAACGUCCAACAUCAGAAAGCAGAUCUACAGCUUAAAUUCAAUUCUCUGAAGAGAAAACAUGAUCAACAUCUUGCUGAGCUGGAGGAUGAAAGAACGGAUAAGCAACAGUUACAGGCAGACAAACAGGCCCUCAUACAUACUAUCACUGCACAUGAGCAUAACAUAGACAGACUGACAGAUACAGUCAAAGACCUUGGACAGAGGCUCCACAGAGAGAGCAAGGAUAAGUCUGCCAUUUUGAAAGAGUUGUUGGAAAAAUCAAAAUUGGUUUCUGAGUUAGAGGAAGAUAGGGAAAUAUUUAUGAUGGAAAAUGAAGCUCAGGCCAAGUAUUUUUUAGAGUUGAAAGAAGAAAAGAUCAAACUUCAGAAAGAAAAUGUGGAGCUAAAAGAAGCGAUUGAGAUUAGCAAAAUCAUAUUGGCAGAACAAUAUGACAAGCUAAUGAAAAAAGUUGCGGAUUUAGAAAGUGAAAACUCUGAUUUGGAAAAUAAGACAGAGCAGCAAUCUGUUAAAAUCUUAGAUCUGGAAAGUAAGAACACAGAUCUGGAGAGUAAGAACACAGAUCUGGAGAGAAAGACAGAAGAGCAGUCGGUCACAAUCUCAGAUCUGGAGAGUAAGAACUCAGAUCUGGAGAGUAAGACAGAACAACAGUCUACUACUAUCACUGCUAUUCAGCAACAAAACCAAAGGCAGCAAUAUUUUAUUCUCUUCUUGGCAGCUCUUAUCUUUGCAAUGGUCUGUUUACAAUUCCUCUUUCAAGGAAACAAUCUCCAUUCCACAUCAUAGCAUGCUAUGUCAAAAACAAAGACUUUAUUCAUUUGUAAAUAGACAAAGUUAUACUCUAUGCAAAUUAUUGAACAUGUACAUUUUCAUUGUCUUACAUUCACUCUUUGAAUCCUCUACCUUCUAGACCUUUGACUUCCAUUCAUUCAUUCAGAAAUAUUUGCAAACCGUCACAAACUUUUGUAUAUUUUUUUCUACUAAAGAAUUUAUAAUUUUGUAAAAACAUGUAUCCUACAUAUGAACCAACACUAUGUAUAUUUUGACAAUCAGUCUAUUGUGUAUCAUCAGUGCUAUGUUGUGUGUGCUACUGGGUUGUAAACAGAUCUAAUGUUAAUUGUAAAUAUUGAAUAUUUGUACAUAGGAUAUUAUGUAUAUGUAUACUGUAUACUCACAGCUAUAGAACUACUUAUGAUUCUUUGCUGGUCACAUAAGUUACCAAAAUUUAGAGUUGGUAGAUACAUGUGUAUUUCGAUGUUCUUUAUAGUACUAUGAAGAUUAUUGGAAAAUGUUGGAAGUUGAAAAAAUUAAGAGACAGUAUCAGAAAAUGAAAUAUUUGUGAGAAAUGGCAUAUUUGUGUUAUUUAUUGGUCAGUAUAUUUAAGUAUGUUACAUGCAAGUUUUAUCUAUAAUAUUUAGUUACUACAAAUCUUAAAACCAAGUACAGUAAAUGUACUUUAGUGCUAUUUGUAUAGGUAAAUAAUGAGUUUAGAUUGAUAAUUUUUAAAGAGUGCUUUUUUUUGUACUUUAAUGAAAUCUGUGCUUUUACAACUUUUAGUCAAAUUUUAACAUAUAACCUUACUAUAACAGUAUUUAAUUAUUUUUUAUGCGAUUUUAUAUCUGAGGAUAUGUAGGAUGAUAUCAUAUUUAGUUGAUUGAUUUUUCUUUUGCUGCAUGAUACAUGUAAUUGUAAUUAAAAGUGCUAAUUUUUAAUUUAAAUGUAUGAAGGGAAAUAAAUGCACUCAUGACAUUUCAAACUCAAAGCUAACCUUUCCUCAAUGGUCAUUAAACUCUGACGAGCUCACUUUUGAUCUCAGUCUCACUUUUCCAUUGGCCCCCUUAACUAUACUAGUUCUCAAAUUUUAUUUUGACGCACAGUCUUUAAAUACUUUCUAGUAUGUUUUUUAAAAAUUGUUAAUGAUAGCUACAUGAAUGCAGAUCAUAUUGUUAAUGAAUUUCAUUAUCUCAUUUAUGUUGUUUAAGGAUGGCAAACCAUAGCAAUAAUUGAAUAAUAAUCAUGUAAAUAGACCCAUGCUUGUAUACUUUUUAACCUUUAUUGUGUAGUAUUUGAAUAUGUAGUAUAUGUACAUGAAUAUAUAGCUUUUAAAAUAUUAACUAUUUUUUUUAUUUAUCAAAUAGGUUUACACAGAUAUGAAUUGAAAAUAUCCAUAUAUUCUAUGACUGUCCAUUUUGAUGUGUUCUUUUCAUAUUUUUGUCUCAUUUUGAAGUUUUCUGAAUAAUGUGGGUACAUAAAAUGUGUUCAGUAAAUUAAUCCAUAUGUGUACAUGUACUUACAUCAGUAUCAUACACGUAACAUUGCAUCAUUAUAACAAAUUACAUCUGUCAAAGAAAAAACCAAAGCAGCAGGGGUAUUUUGCAAGUUAUUUGACUUCAUUGCUUUUGCAUGUAUUGCUCCUGUAACAAGAAUUGAUCAUGAACAUCCUAUAGAAAAUUGUGUCACACAUGUUUGUACCCACCUGUUACCAUAGGGAAUUGUGUCAACAUUCAUAUCUUAUUUUUCUUGAAUAUAUUGAAAUUUAUGAAGACAAUUUCUGGUAAAUAAAUUUUAAAG
This is a messenger RNA of Magallana angulata, 3146 nucleotides long. RefSeq names its product interaptin-like. The record is from RefSeq and is a predicted model, not a curated record. Bases 120 to 1361 code for a protein of 413 amino acids. NCBI's taxonomy places the organism in Eukaryota, Metazoa, Mollusca, Bivalvia, Ostreida, Ostreidae. The transcript has 5 exons.